UCCUUCGUGGCUGUAUCUUUGUUAGUCAAACAUGAGCGAGGCCUUGGAACCAAGCAGAGAUAACAGUCGGGUACUUGGAGCAGAGAGAGCUACGUCCUGUUUUAUGUAAAACGAGAUCUCCACAGUACAAUCGAGCCAUUGUCGUAUAGUAUGCUGAGGCUGCUGUGGACCAUCUCAUGUGAGUCGCCUCCUGAGGACUUCAGGAGACCUACUGUCCUUGCCAAACUGCACUCUGUUUCACUGCGGGUUUGGGGUCCAGUCUGUUUCCUGAGAUGUUCUGAGGCUGUAGGACAGAAGAGAACCCAUUCAUCAGGAACCAGUGUGUUCAUAGCGAGAUGGACGGGUCAACUGCUGUCGUCGCCCGCGGCUUUAAAUGUCCUCUGCCAUGGCCAAGCGUGAGGCUGGAAGCACCAGUCCCGUGGUGCGUCAGAUAGACAAGCAGUUUCUGGUCUGCAGCAUCUGUCUGGAUCAUUACCGUAACCCCAAGGUCCUGCCGUGCCUGCACACCUUCUGCGAAAGUUGUCUCCAGAACUACAUUCCCCCUGAGUCACUCACGCUUUCAUGUCCAGUGUGUCGGCAGACGUCCAUCCUCCCAGAGAAAGGAGUCUGUGCUCUACAGAACAACUUCUUCAUCACUAAUCUCAUGGAGGUCCUUCAACGAGACCCAGAGUGCUCUCGACCAGAGUCCUGCAGUGUCCUGGAGUCAGUGAGCGCAGCAGCAGCAGGAAAACCGCUCUGCUGCCCAAACCACGAGGGAAAGGUGAUGGAGUUCUACUGCGAGUCGUGCGAGACGGCCAUGUGUCUGGACUGCACCGAGGGCGAGCAUCGGGAGCACGUGACUGUCCCUCUGCGGGACGUGGUGGAGCAGCAUAAGGCUGCGCUGAAGACGCAGCUGGACGCGAUACGAAGCAGGCUGCCUCAGCUCACAGCCGCCAUCGAGCUGGUGAGUGAGAUUUCUCGCCAGCUGAACGAGAGGAAGAAUGACGCGGUGGCGGAGAUCACGAGUACGUUCGAGGAGCUGGAACGGGUGCUGCAUCAGCGCAAGACGGCCCUCAUCACGGACCUGGAGAACAUAUGCGGCGCCAAGCAGAAGGUGCUGCAGGCCCAGCUCUCCUCUCUCCUUCAGGGGAGGGACCACAUCCAGAGCAGCUGCAGCUUCACGGAGCAGGCGCUCAGCCACGGGAGCGCCACUGAGGUUUUGCUGGUUCAGAAGCAGAUGAGUGAGCGGGUGACAGCUCUGGCCCGGCACGACUUCCCAGAGAGGCCGCAUCAGAACGCACACCUGGACUGUCAGGUGGAGACCGAAGGCCUGCGACGCUCCAUCCAAAACCUGGGCGUGCUCGUCACCACGGCAGCCGUGGCGCACACGUCCGUGGCCACAGGGGAGGGCCUCCGGCACGCCGCCACUGGGCAGCACCACACCGUUACCGUGACAACGAAAGACAAAGACGGGGAGCUGGUCCGGACCGGUAACGCUGUUUUAAAGGCAGAGAUACUGUCGGCGGACGGGAACCGCGCUGCCGAGGCGGAAGUCACCGACAACAAGAACGGGACGUACGAGGUGGGCUACGCGCUGCGCUCCGAGGGAGAGUACUCCUUCGCCCUGAUGCUCUACGGACAGCCCAUACGCGGCAGCCCCUUCCGCCUGCGGGCCGUGAAGCCCUCAGACGUUCCACAGUCCCCGGACGACGUGAAGAGGAGGGUGAAGUCCCCCAGUGGCACCGGCGGCCACAUACGGCAGAAAGCGGUGCGGAGGCCCUCCAGUAUGUACAGCACCACCAAGAAGAAGGAGAACCCCAUCGAAGACGAGCUCAUCUACAGAGUGGGCUCCCGCGGCCGAGAGAAGGGAGAGUUCACCAAUCUACAGGGAAUCUCAGCCUCCAGUAACGGCAGAGUGGUGGUGGCUGACAGCAACAACCAGUGCAUACAGGUGUUCUCCAACGACGGACAGUUCAAAAUGCGCUUCGGGGUCAGAGGCCGAUCUCCAGGGCAGCUGCAGCGACCCACCGGCGUCACUGUCGACAUGAACGGUGACAUCGUGGUGGCGGACUACGACAACCGGUGGGUCAGCAUCUUCUCUUCUGACGGCAAGUUCAAGAAUAAGAUCGGUGCAGGCCGCCUCAUGGGCCCUAAGGGCGUGGCCGUGGAUAAGAACGGACACAUCAUCACUGUGGACAACAAAGCGUGCUGCGUCUUCAUCUUUCAGUCCAACGGGAAGCUUGUGACUAAGUUUGGGGGUCGGGGGACGUCCGACAGACAGUUCGCAGAAAAACUUGGCCCAAACUUAAAUAAAUCUGGCUCAGUUUUCAGUCCACACUUUGUUGCCGUGAACAACAAGAAUGAAAUAAUCGUGACAGAUUUUCACAAUCACUCUGUAAAGGUGUACAGCGCAGACGGAGAGUUCCUGUUCAAAUUCGGCUCUCACGGCGAAGGCAACGGCCAGUUCAACGCUCCCACUGGCGUGGCCGUGGACGCCAACGGAAACAUCAUUGUAGCCGACUGGGGCAACAGCAGAAUCCAGGUGUUCGACAGCACAGGCUCCUUCCUGUCCUACAUCAACACCUCAGCCGACCCGCUGUACGGCCCCCAGGGUCUCGCCCUCACCUCGGACGGACACGUGGCCGUGGCCGACUCUGGCAACCACUGCUUCAAGGUUUACAGAUAUCUGCAGUAGGCAAAGACACAGCUCCCUCAGAAGUUAAUAUCACAUCCCGCCCGUGGACGUAGCUCUGCAACAUGCUUGCACACUCCAGCGACCAGGAAAUUAACCUCUAGAACAAGAUGUAUUAGAACCGGGAGCUCACCAUUAGACCCGCUGCCACUCUCAGCAACCAGCAAACAAAGCGAGACGCCAGGAGAGGGGACGCUGAUGCUUUGUGACUGAGGUAACGAUGCUCAGGACUUUGCUUGAACACUGUUGCAAACAUGCCUCCAAAAACAAAUGACCCCGUGCUCACUGCCUUACGGUUUCUCACCAGUAAACUCAACAGAACUCAUGCAGACAGGAAUGUGUCGUUUAAAUCAAUUUCUUUCACGCUCUGCACCUUAUUAUCCUGAUCCUCCUUCAACACAACCCCCCCCCCACACACACACACUUUUAUUUUAUAUAUAUGCAAGUUCCAUUCGUACCCAAAGAACAGCGUCAGCAGAAGCACAACAGUCGAUUAGGAAGCCUGCGCCCCUUCAACAUAAAGUCUCCCUUCCAGCUCGUCUCUCUCUUAAUUAACCAAAAGGAACGUCUUUUUUCUGACCCUAGUAAUUCUUGCACUUUUGUAUAUUCACAUCGAUCCUAAUGUAAUUGUACAUCGUAGAGGUAUAUUUACAGCCCUGGCUCUUGUUUUCCAGAUGUGGCGCGUACAGUAGGUCUGGUCUCCAUAUCAUUUCUCUAUAUAGCCUGCUUAUUCCAGCACUCAAUGCAUCCACAGUUCCAACACUGGAUUAUAUGCUAAUGCAUUAGAGGGUCACACCAAGUAGUAGCCAACUGAUUUAACUGCAGUGGAAGCUGUGUAUGUAAUUUGCUGUGAUUUUUUUUUUUCAAAACUCUUUAAUUUAUUUGUAGUUUUCUUUUCUAUAUAAUUUGUUCUAAAAGUUAUUUUUUUAAUUGGUGCAUAAGGUGCAUAAUUGGUAAAUGUCUCCCUUUGCCAAACAUUGUUGUACAUAGGCCUUGUAACUUGUAGCACUGAAAGCUCCUCUCCUCCUUUCGCUUCUCCUCGACAAGCUCUCAUCCAGUUAACGGUAACUUAUCCUUCUGCCAAAAUGUAUUGUAAGCUGUUGGAACAUUGCACAAAAUACAAAUAUUCUAAGAGUUAUAUAGUUUGUAAGAGUAAUAUAUGCCUCCGUCUAUAGUUAUCCUUUAACAUAAUCCAAAAGUGUACCGUAUUUUACAACCGUAAUCUUGUGGCUGACAAGCACCUUUAUCAUCGGUUUCAGUGUCUGUCGUCAUUUGCUUUGUAGUCGUGUUUUUUUUUUUUUUUGACUCAGAAAAACGCAACACCAGCUAACACACAGUGAAAUUAACCGUUUGUCCCCAUUCAUCCUUUUAAUUUUCCUAUUAGCAAAUGAGUUUUGUGUUUAUUUGGUUGUAUUUCUACCAGUUGUCUCUCCACCUGUAACUGUUCCUGACUAGCACAUACUGUAUCAUGUUCAAAUGGAAGCACAUCCAGUAUAAAUAAACUCUGCAUCAACCAUGUUGUGUUGAUGCAUCUUGUUCUACAGUAAUCCUAAAAUACUAAAACCUCCAGGGCAAAUGGUCUGUUUUGAAUAAUCUACUGUUAAUGAAUGCAUCAUUUCAAUGUAUAAGUAAUACAUAGUUGUUGAUAAAUUAUAUGAAUAAAAUGACAUGUAUGCUUGUUAUUGGCAGAUAAACAUA
Betta splendens (Siamese fighting fish) is the source of this 4369-nucleotide messenger RNA. It is a transcript of the gene trim3b, whose product is annotated as tripartite motif containing 3b. The transcript is spliced from 19 exons. Gene Ontology annotation, molecular function: ubiquitin protein ligase activity; protein binding; translation repressor activity. Bases 374 to 2674 code for a protein of 766 amino acids. Lineage: Eukaryota; Metazoa; Chordata; Actinopteri; Anabantiformes; Osphronemidae. Gene Ontology annotation, biological process: negative regulation of translation; protein polyubiquitination; proteasome-mediated ubiquitin-dependent protein catabolic process. The record is from RefSeq and is a predicted model, not a curated record.